Molecule: messenger RNA, 1483 nt
Organism: Tarenaya hassleriana
Lineage: Eukaryota; Viridiplantae; Streptophyta; Magnoliopsida; Brassicales; Cleomaceae
Exons: 3
Coding region: 149-1273 (374 amino acids)
Source: RefSeq, a predicted model, not a curated record
GCGUGUUUUCUUGUUCCAUAAGCAAUGGUGAACGGGAAAAAUAAAAAGAGAAUAGUCCAAGAGAAAUUAAGACUAUUAAAAGGCGUGGUGAGGGCUUGAGGGAGAGAAAAAACCAUACACGCAAAAAAAAAAUCCAUAGUCAAGAGCCAUGACGAACAUGAGCUCUCCUGAAUCUUCUCCGGCCUAUGAAGCCGUCUCCGUCGAAGUUUCCGGCAGAAACAAGCCGGCUCCGGCGCCGGCUGAGAUCUCUGUCGGCCAAAGAGAUGUGAUCAGAGUUGUGUUGUUGCUAACUGCGGUUGCGCUUUCAUGCCUUCUCAUUUCCAACUCGGCCGAUAAUCCUCUGCAGACGGUCUUGCCUCCAUGGAAAACCGAUUGGUAUUCCGAGAAAACUGAUAACUCUUCUUCUUUAGAAACGAGAAAACCGGUUUCGGAACUAGAGAGAGUGCUGAUGAACGCUGCCAUGGAAGACAAGACCGUGAUCAUAACCGCGAUAAACCAGGCAUGGGCGGCAGAAAACUCGACGUUCGAUGUGUUCAGAGAGAGUUUCGAGGUCGGGAAAGGAACCAAGAGGCUGUUGAAACACGUAAUCGCCUUCUGUUUGGACCACAAGGCCUACGAACGUUGCUCCCAGGUUCAUCCGCAUUGCUGGUUGAUCAAUGCCACCGGUUCAGACGAAUUAGCCGGUCCGAACCGGUUUAUGACUCCCGGUUAUCUCAAGCUCAUUUGGAAACGAAUGGAUUCUCUACGAGAAGUCCUCGCUUUAGGCUACAACUUCAUCUUCACGGAUGCGGAUAUAGUAUGGCUGCGGGAUCCGUUCCCGAGGUUCUUCCCUGAAGGAGACUUCCAAAUAACGUGCGACAACUACAACGGGAAACCCUCGGACAAGAACAACUGGGUGAACUCGGGAUUCACCUACGUAAAAGCCAGCGAAAAGACAUCAAAGUUCUACGAGUUCUGGUGCAACUCGAGCCGGAGAUUCCCCGGAAAACACGACCAGGACGUCUUCAACUUCAUCAAGAACGAUCCGUUCGUGGUCCAACUCGGGAUCAAGAUGAGAUUCUUUGACACGGUCUACUUCGGAGGGUUUUGCCAGCCGAGCCGCGACAUAAACGUCGUCAACACCAUGCACGCCAACUGCUGCAUCGGUCUGGACAACAAAGUCAAGUACCUUAGGGUUGUCCUCGAUGACUGGAGAAGGUACUUGUCGGAGAAUGCGACCGUCUCCGACACUAAAUGGAAUAUUCCCCCCAAGUGCGGUUACAGGAGGUUGUAGAAUCUGUAGACUUUAUUGUUCGACAUUAUAAUAGUAUAAACGGUAUUGGAGCUGCUUCUACAUCGUUUCUUCAUAAGUAUUUAUUAUUCCAUAUAUAUCGAAUUGAGUUUUGCAAGUUAUGUUACAAAUAUCAUAUAUGGGUAUUAAUAAUUAACAUUGUAAAUUGUUAUAAUAAUGUGCUGCCGAGAGUUAUAAAAAAUUUCUCAAACA